CUUCCCUCCCUCCCCGGCUCGCCUGGCCCGCCCUGCCCGGCCCGCCCUGCGAGUCAGUUCGCUGGUUCCCUCCCUCUCCGGGCGCGCUCGGGCCGCCGCUGCGCUCCCCGCCCUCGAGCCGCGGAGCCGGAGCCGCCCGCCGCCCGAGGAGGAGGCGGAGGGAGCCGGAGGGGCCCGCCGAGGCGGCGGCGGCGGCGGCAAGAUGGCGGACUUCCUGCCGUCGCAGUCAGUGCUGUCCGUGUGCUUCCCCGGCUGCCUGCUGACGAGCAGCGAGGCCGAGCAGCAGCGAAAGUCCAAAGAGAUCGACAAAUGCCUGUCGCGGGAGAAGACCUACGUGAAGCGGCUGGUGAAGAUCCUGCUUCUGGGCGCGGGCGAGAGCGGCAAGUCCACUUUCCUGAAGCAGAUGCGGAUCAUCCACGGGCAGGACUUCGACCAGCGCGCGCGCGAGGAGUUCCGCCCCACCAUCUACAGCAACGUGAUCAAAGGUAUGAGAGUGCUGGUAGAUGCUCGAGAGAAGCUUCAUAUUCCUUGGGGAGAUAGCUCAAACCAACUCAAUGGAGACAAGAUGAUGGCAUUUGACACCCGGGCCCCCAUGGCAGCCCAAGGAAUGGUGGAAACUCGGGUUUUUUUACAAUACCUUCCUGCUAUAAGAGCAUUAUGGACAGACAGCGGCAUACAGAAUGCCUAUGACCGGCGUCGAGAAUUUCAACUGGGUGAAUCUGUAAAAUAUUUCCUGGAUAACUUGGAUAAACUUGGAGAACCAGAUUACAUUCCAUCACAACAAGAUAUUCUGCUUGCCAGAAGACCUACCAAAGGCAUUCAUGAGUACGACUUUGAAAUUAAAAAUGUUCCUUUCAAAAUGGUUGAUGUAGGUGGUCAGAGAUCAGAGAGGAAACGUUGGUUUGAAUGCUUCGACAGUGUGACAUCGAUACUUUUCCUUGUUUCCUCAAGUGAAUUUGACCAGGUGCUUAUGGAAGAUCGACUGACCAAUCGCCUUACAGAAUCCCUGAACAUUUUUGAAACAAUCGUCAAUAACCGGGUUUUCAGCAAUGUCUCCAUAAUUCUGUUCUUAAACAAGACAGACUUGCUUGAGGAGAAAGUGCAAAUUGUGAGCAUCAAAGACUAUUUCCUAGAAUUUGAAGGGGAUCCCCACUGCUUAAGAGACGUCCAAAAAUUCCUGGUGGAAUGUUUCCGGAACAAACGCCGGGACCAGCAGCAGAAGCCCUUAUACCACCACUUCACCACUGCUAUCAACACGGAAAACAUCCGCCUUGUUUUCCGUGAUGUGAAGGAUACUAUUCUUCAUGACAACCUCAAGCAGCUUAUGCUACAGUGAUGUACAAAAGACUUGCUAUUUUAAUACCUUUUUGUGUUUUUGAUUGUUUUUUGUUUGUUUUGUUUUUUUAAAUAGCAGUUUACAACAGGAAUUAGAAAAAUCUUGAUUCUGUGUUUAACUUCUUGGAAAUCUUAGUCUUUUUUUUCUGUGGCCUUUGGUUUGUGGCUGAAAGCUAUUGAAUAACUCUUGCCAAGAUUUGUUGAAAUUUAGGCUUUAAUCUAUUUCACCGUGGCUCCCUUGAAGUGGAGUUCUAACUUCCUGGCCAGCCUCAGACUAGGCAUAUUUCAGGCUUUAAAUCCUUCCACUUUUCAAACUGAAUUCUCCUAUAGUGCCAAGAAUAGAAGGUGUCCUUCAUUACUUAUAGGUAUGAGGUCAGGAAUUCUAACAGUUCUAAAACAAGUAAGAGAUCUUCUGUCUGCCUUACACAUAGCAACUCUUGUUGUCUAGAUUUUUUGAUGAUGACCUCCUAUUUUGAAAGGCUGUUGGAAAAAAGUUUGAUCUAAGGAAUGGUGUUCUGUAGAUUUACACAGGUUUAACCUUAGUUUUUUUUAAUUGCUUAUACACAGAAUUGUUAUUAAAUUUCUGUGGUUUCUGAAGGUGUGCUGUUCUUAGUGUUUUAAAGUUUACAUAAAGAUUUCUGGUCUGAUGCUGGUGACAAGUUCACAGAUGGCACAGGGGAACAAAAGGCAAGCAGUGCUGUAUGCAGUGCUCUGACCACAGCCAGUGAAAUAUAAUUUGCCUCUCUCGUUUCAUUAUCAUGUGAUUUAAUGUGCCAUGUGUGAAACAUUCUGGCUAUAGCAGCAACUAAAAACUGCAAGCAACUUGGUAACAGAACUUCUUAAAUAAACUUACCUGUUCCAGAAUGUCGUGUGUUCCAAGUCCAGCUCAGUUGAUUUGGUCUUUCCUGCAGGAAAUGAUUGUUGUGUCAUCACAAACAUCUUUCUGUCCUGUCUGAUCCCAUCCACUCCAAACUGUGGCAUUAAUGGGAUUUUUUGUUGUUUAUUUGGAGCUUACCAAGGGCUGUAUUUUCCUGUCAGACUGUUGAAGAAGGCAUUAUUUGAGAUUCCUAUUCAUUCUUGGUGUGUCUUUCACAGAUAUAGUAUGUACACAUUUGUAUAAUUAUUGUUUAUGAAAGGCCAGCUUUUUUGAGGUAUAUUUUAAAUGUUUUAAGGAUGCCUCUGAGGGUAUGUAGUAAUAUUUUUUAGUUCACACCUAAGAUUUGACCUCCCCACACUGCUUACCGAAUUAAAACAUACCCAUGAGUUAGCUUUGUGAUUACAAAUACAUUCAUAGUGAACUCAUCAGAAUGGCUGGUUUGUUGUACUAAAAACACUGCCUUAAAGGUUAUAUGCAGUUUUAAAAUUGAUCAGAAAAAUAGAUGUAUAAGGCUGAUGACAGUUUGAAAAGUCUGACAACUUUGCUUUUCCUGAAAAUUUUGAAUAAGACUGUGGUAUCUGUUCCUUUACUAUAUGUUCUCAGGUAUUUUAUCAAUCCUUAAAUGGUCAACAUGGUGGAUCAACCAGCCUUUGCAAGCCAGCAGUUCUUGUUCUGUCUUGCGGUGUGGUGUGAGAGGAGGGCUUUUCAGUGAGCUAACCAGGGGUUGUUCUGGACAUACCUGACUUUCUUGCAUUUGAAGUUCCACUGUCGUCAUAUCUAUGCUCCUUCCAGUGUUUUCAUGCCUUGGUAAUACAUGAGCUACAGAUGAUGUAGAGUGCCAUCACAAUACAGGUGUUCGUAAUCUAAUUUGUGCUAAUUUGUGCGUGUUUGAAUAGUUCCACAUCUAGUGCUUCUUGCCAAAAAUAAUACAUUGUUUAUAAUUUACCAGGUUAGCAUAAUUUCAGUGCUCAUGAAUAUCUGAAUAUGUACACAGUCACAUUUGGACUGUUCGUGGAGAGUCUACGUAUAAAUUGAGCAACUAGUCUUUACCGAAUGGCCAAAACAUUCAGCCUCCAGUGGAAACUAAAGUUAGACCCCUUCAGAAAGAGGACACUCAGUCUUACUCAAGAUCUCUGAUAUGAAUAAUUGCCUGACAAAGCAUACAUCCAUACAUCGCCAAGUUUCUUCUCCAUUUUAACUUACCACCCAGAACUUGUAAAACACCAACCAAAAAGAUACAGUAUUAUUUCUGGUAUGUGCCAGAUCUUCCCUGAUGUGUGUCAUGUCUAAGAGUGUAGAAUAUAUUCUGAGGCAGUAAAUUCCUUCUAUUAACUUAAGCUUGUUCAGACAGACAUUGACUAGACAUGGAAGGUUCAAUCUGAAGGCUGUGGCCCACAUCCUCUUACAUGCUGUGUUGUGAGACCAUUGGAAGGUGCCGGAACCUAUAUCAUGAAAACUGGAUCUUUUUGAUAUACAGGUGUAUGAAGAGGGAGAUGAAAUACAGUGAAUGGAACUGAAAAGGCGCUCAAUCUUCACUGUGCCACCUUGCCUCCAGUCUCUAAAACAGUAAUUUACAUUUAAAGUUUUUUGGUGUGUACUUUCCUAAAUCAUUAUGGUUCUGAUUUGUGAUAAAAUGUGCCUCUUUUUUCUCUAUGACAUGCUGUUCUUAAAUCUGAAUGCCUUCUCAUUUAAUUCUGAAGAACUAUCACACAAGUGUCUUUGUUGACGUUGAGGGAUUUUCUAAGUAUACAGAGUUGCCUUACAAAUCAUGAACAACACAAAUUUAACCUUAAUUUUUAUAGGGAAAGGGUUUUGCCUAAUGUUUUCUGAAGAUCUAAAUAAUACAAGGCAACCCCUGCCACAUAAUCGUUAUUUGUAAUAACCUGUAUUGUUACUGUCUGCCAAAUACCACAUGAAAUUGAAACCUUCGUUUCAAUGUUAUUUUCUGGAAGGGGCACCUGAUAGAGAGCAACUCAAACCAAAGAAGGCAGCGUGGAAUGAAGAAGAUGAUUCGUUUUUGUCUUACUCUAAGUUGCAUUGGCAUACACUUUACAUAGAUCAAUCUCUCAUAUUAGAGCUAUUUGAGUAACCUCUCUUCAGAUGGUGGCAGUUGUUUGUUUGAAGUAGAAGGAAAUAAGAUCACCUUAAUACCAGAAAUAAUUAGAAAACUUGGUAAAGAUUCAACAGAAAUCAUGUGCCCUUACAAUUUUUUUUGAAAGGAAUGGGUAAAUCUUAACUUUCAAUAUAUGCCCAAAUAUGUGUGUUUAUAUACACAUAUAGACUGUAUUUUCAGCAUUAGCACACAUAUCCGGUUAUGCCUUAUUUAUGUGAAGAAUAAAGUUAACCAAGUUAUGCUGUUAUGUCCUGAAACUCAAAUCACUGUUUGAAAAACCCUCAAAUUGGUGCUUUCAUUGUAUAAUGAUACAGUUAGACAAAACCCCAAACCAAGUCAUUGGAAAUAAGAUUCUCUCCAUUGCAAUUUGUAGCAACGUUAUUUCUGUGUAUGUAAUGAGAAGGCCUAACUAUCAGUGUUAACUCUUAAUUUCUCGCUUGAAUCCAUGAAAUCAUGUCUGUAAAGCCCAAACAUUUGUAACAAACUCCCUAAUAAAUUUAGAGAAAGUCA
This is a messenger RNA of Nycticebus coucang (slow loris), 4835 nucleotides long. It is a transcript of the gene GNA13, whose product is annotated as G protein subunit alpha 13. The transcript has 4 exons. Gene Ontology annotation, molecular function: D5 dopamine receptor binding; guanyl nucleotide binding; GTPase activity. Gene Ontology annotation, biological process: Rho protein signal transduction; adenylate cyclase-activating G protein-coupled receptor signaling pathway. Lineage: Eukaryota; Metazoa; Chordata; Mammalia; Primates; Lorisidae. Gene Ontology annotation, cellular component: heterotrimeric G-protein complex; brush border membrane. The record is from RefSeq and is a predicted model, not a curated record. Bases 203 to 1336 code for a protein of 377 amino acids.